Rhincodon typus (whale shark) is the source of this 2025-nucleotide messenger RNA. Its product is annotated as sphingosine-1-phosphate phosphatase 2-like. Bases 67 to 1257 code for a protein of 396 amino acids. Gene Ontology annotation, biological process: sphingosine metabolic process; phospholipid dephosphorylation. The record is from RefSeq and is a predicted model, not a curated record. The transcript is spliced from 5 exons. NCBI's taxonomy places the organism in Eukaryota, Metazoa, Chordata, Chondrichthyes, Orectolobiformes, Rhincodontidae. Gene Ontology annotation, molecular function: sphingosine-1-phosphate phosphatase activity. Gene Ontology annotation, cellular component: endoplasmic reticulum membrane.
CCAAACCAAGUGAGCUGCCCAGCAGCAGAACACCUUCUUUCCCAUUAGUCCCUGGCCAGCAUUGACAUGGCCGAUUUGCUGGAUAGACUGCGGGGGCCCGAGCUGGUAGCUCAGUUUCAGAAGCUGUGUGGACUCAGCCUACUUUCCGAAGAGAAGUCAGCUCGGCAGCACUUUGCAAAAGCUGUCAGACGGGCAGAGCCUGAUUGCACAGCCCGAUUCCACGCUGCCGCAUGGACAGGGCACCAUGUCAACGCUGCAAACAACGGCACGGUCCCCGGGACUCCGGUUCCUCAGAAGAAAUACAAGAUUGAGAAUUACUUCCUCUAUUACCUCUUUCUGUUUGCCGCCACCUUGGGCCAGGAAGUUUUUUACAUCACCUUCCUUCCUUUUUGCUUCUGGAAUAUUGAUCCAUGCGUGGCUCGGAGGGUGAUCAAUAUCUGGGCAGUUGUCAUGUACAUUGGCCAGGCUUCCAAAGAUGUCUUAAAAUGGCCGAGGCCUCCGUCGCCUCCAGUGGUCAAGCUUGAAGUACGGGUGGAUGCAGAGUAUGGGAUGCCCUCCACUCAUGCCAUGGCUGCCACUGCAAUCCCCUUCACCUUCCUUCUGGCUACAAUGAAUAGGUACAAGUAUCCUUUUGAGCUGGGACUUCUGCUAGCUUUGGCUAUUUGUACCUUGGUCUCCCUUAGCCGUAUUUACACAGGAAUGCACACGGUUUUGGAUGUGCUGUGUGGAAUUGCAAUCACUGCGGUGCUGGUGGCCUUUUCCUACCCUUUCUGGGAUGCUCUGGAAAACUUCCAGAUGAGGAACAGUUUCGCCCCGAUACUGGCACUGUCGCUGUCCUUCCUGGUAUCUAUUUAUUACCCUGAGCUGGAUCACUGGAGCACGGCCCGGGGAGACACCACCAACAUUGUGAGCGCGGGCGGCGGCGCGGCUUUGGCGACCUGGAUCAAUCAUCAGUGGAGCCUCCUUCCAGAACCUUCGUCCGCCCCACCCUACGACAUUCCCGCGCUGUCUGCGCCAUUGAUUUGCAGGAUGAGCGCCCGAUUCGCCAUUGGCAUCGUCAUUGUGUUCAUCGCUCGGCACCUGAUAAAGUCCGUCGCCCUGACUCUGGUUUGCAGAUUGGCCGGAGUCUCCCCCCUGGACCGGGAGGCUCGGAAACUGCUGAGGGUCGAGGUUCCCUAUAAGUACAUCACCUACAGCUGCCUGGGGGUGGUGGGACUCGCUGUGUGCCCGGCAGUACACCGCUACUUAGCGCUUUGAAAGUUGAUGCGUGUUGGGAGGCAGUGAGGAGAGUGUAGCACUGGAUGGGCCGAAUGUUCUCGCUCCUUCACUGAGGGGUGGGGGGCGGUGGUGGGUUAAAUUGGAGCUGGGUCUGCUCAGCUCCAGGAGUAAAUUGACCAGGGGCGGCCUCAGAAGCCGAUUUACUCGGAUACAGCUCCCCUCUCCCCCCAGUCAGGUGGUGGAGCAGGCCGCCGGAGCCCGAGGCGCCAUCCAAACGAAGGGUAUCCCAGCGGCGUGCCGCCUCCCCUCUCACCCCUCAAAUAUUUAAUAACCCUCUGUUUCGAGGCGCCCUCUCAUUCUCGGACCUACCUCGGAAGGCCUUGCCUCUAAGUUUAGGCAUAUACCGACUGAGGCCACCUCCAGGAAUUUGCUCCCGACAGUUUGGGCGAGUGGUCAGGGCGGGUUCGGGAACAUCCCAUCCCUGACGUCGGAGUCCUGAGCCCCAGGAGAAUCCUUGCCUUAGCUCGGAUUUAGUGAGAAACCUGAGGGACCAUAGGGUCAUUGCUCACUAACGAAGAUCUCAAUCAACCGGUUCUCAUGGAUAUUUUCCUCUGUUAUCAUACCGAUCGAGGGAUUUCUUCCUUCUGUCCUGUAUCCUGGGCUGAGACCAGCGAAUAGAUUCACAUUGUGCUUCAAGACUACUCUCUCCCCCCAACGCUAUAGGUUCCUUGACUUUACCCCAGCAGUUCCUUCGCACAAUGAACAUUCAUUCAAAUAAACUUAUUCACAUUGUGAAUUCGAGCUCCU